AUCUGUGGAUAAUAUAGCUGCAGUCGUUGCCGUGAAUCUUGAACCGACUUCUACUUCGUCAACUCAGAGCCACGCCCACCAGUCUCCGCGAGGAAAAAGCGCUGCACAGAAAACCAAAGAGCUGAGCCAAUUUGGACCUUUACUCACACGUUUUUAUCAAAACAAGAUGAAAAAGAUACUUAUGUUGCUUUUCUUCUGUCACGUUUCAUCUCCAGUGAGACACUCGCUUGAGUAUAUUGUAACUGCAUCUAUGGGAGUCCCAAACAUCCCAGAGUUUAUGGGUGCUGCAAUGUUUGACGGACUUCUGUUGGGUUCCUGUGACACUAAAAAGGUGACAGUAAAUCCCAAACUGGGCUGGAUUAAAACAUUAUUAGAAUACUUUCCUGAGCAGAUGGAGCGGUACGUUGAGGAGUGUACUGCGGUUCAGCCACACUUCUUCAGAGCCACACUAUCUACUUUAAAGCAGCGCUUUAACCAAUCUGGAGGUGUCCACAUUUUACAGAGGAUGAGGGGCUGUGAGUGGGACGAUGAGACUGGAGAAGUUAAUGGUUUUAUGCAGUUUGGUUACAAUGGAGAAGACUUCAUAGCAUUGGAUCUGAAGACGUGGACAUGGAUUGCUCCGAAACCACAGGCAGUCGUGACCAAACUGAGAUGGGAUGCUGACAAAGCCAGAUUACAACACUAUAAGAAUGACAUCUCUAAGAUUUGCCCUGAUUGGAUAGAGAAGUUUUUGGCCUAUGGAAAGAGCUCUCUGCUCAGGACGGAGCGUCCCUCAGUGUCUCUCCUCCAGAAGUCUCCGUCCUCUCCAGUCAGCUGCCACGCUACAGGUUUCUACCCCGACAGAGCCAUGAUGUUCUGGAGGAAAGACGGAGAGGAGAUUCACGAGGACGUGGACCUCGGAGAGAUCCUCCCCAACCACGAUGGAUCCUUCCAGAUGAGCGUUGAUCUGGAUGUUUCGUCAGUCGCACCUGAAGACUGGAGCAGGUACGACUGUGUGUUUCAUCUCUCUGGUUUGGAGGAGGACAUCGUCACCAAACUGGACAAAGCAGCGAUCAGGACCAACUGGGAGAAGUCCUCUGACAGAAACACUGCCAUCACUGCUGCGGUGUCUGUUCUUGCUGUUGUCCUCAUGGUCGUCACUGGAGUCACUGUUUAUAAAAAGAAGACGGCUGAAUGCCCGCCAUGUCCUCCUGAUAACAUGUCUGAGCUCUCUCAGAAACUCAAUUCAAAGACCUGAUGCAAAGACACGUUCUGCACGCAGUGGAUCGCUUCCAAAAUGGAACAGCAAAGCAUCAAACAGCACCUGAAAUCAUAAGCUUACACGCCUUCAUAUUAGAAGUUUGCAAUUUACAAACUCUGCUUGUCUGCUUCAUCAGGAUUAUGUUUCAUCAGACUGGACUGAUGUUCCCUUUGAGCUCUGAUUACUUCAUGCAUGUAGUGACAAGAUGAGUGAGAAAAGAAGUUUUCAGCGUAGAUUCAAAACAAAACAAAGCAAAAAAACAAGAAGAGAAUAAACAAAAAGUAUAUGUAUAGUUAUCAAAGUAAAAAAUGUUUAAUAUUAUGUUACAAAAGAAUUAUAUUUUUCAGGUCAUUUUCAUGUAACUCUUUACUAGUUAUGUGCUAAUUUUGGGAUUAUGUCUUCUUUCAUUUAUUAUUUUCCUCACGCCAUAUUUGAAGGAAAUCAGGCCAAUUUUCUCAGGUUUCAAAGGGUUAACCCAGAUCUGUUGCCCUCCCUCAUGGACACUUUUGACGCCAUCUAGUGGUUACAAGAGCAAAAUACACCGAUCCAUGUACAAAAACAAAACAAGUGAUUCCAACACAAAAGUGGGCAAAAAAUGGUUGAAGGUUGAAAUUUGUUUUUUUAAAGGCCUAAUUAAGUUUGUAGUUUGAUAUGGAAUAAAAAAUGUAACCAAUUAUAGAAAAACUUACAAAAUAAAACCCUGUUUAUUAGAAACAA
This is a messenger RNA of Plectropomus leopardus (leopard coralgrouper), 1957 nucleotides long. The record is from RefSeq and is a predicted model, not a curated record. NCBI's taxonomy places the organism in Eukaryota, Metazoa, Chordata, Actinopteri, Perciformes, Serranidae.